AGCUCGCCUAUAUAGAUAGGGGCGGGGGUGGGUGCUCUCCUUUAUCUAUCUCCAUCUCAUGGCGGAUAUUGCAAGUGCUCUUGCCUUCUCGUAUUCUCGUUUUCUCUCGGGAACCGUGACACCCUUUGAUCUUUUGCAUCGUUUUCUGUAGUCAGAAUCUCUCCUUUCUUUCCUCUCGACCGAAGAAGUCACUUGGGUUGGGUUGGGUUGGGUUGGGUUGGUGGAGUUGGGAGGUUCUUGGAAAAUGGCUGUCGCUAUGGCCUCUGCUAGCCUCGCCACGCCCCUCUCCGGUCUUGGCAAGGCAUUUGAAGUGUCCAGAUCGAGUGUCGCUUCGGUUGCUGGGUUUUCCUCUCCUGGGUUGAAGACUGCGCGUUCUUGCCCUCUUCAUGGCCAAAGAUUGUCGUCUUCAAGGACAGUCAUUAGACAAGCAUCAACUGCUCCUACUCUGGAGGAUGGAAGUCAGAGUGAAACUGACAUUGUUCCAACCCCUAAAGUUAUCAUAGAUCAGGACUCCGACCCAGAUGCCACUGUUCUGGAGAUCACAUUUGGGGAUCGCCUAGGAGCUCUCCUUGAUACAAUGAAUGCAUUAAAGAACCUUGGCCUGAAUGUUCUCAAGGCAAAUGUAUAUUUGGAUUCUUCAGGAAAGCACAACAAGUUCGCCAUAACCAAAGCUGAUACUGGCAGAAAGGUUGAGGAGCCGGAGUUGCUAGAGGCUAUCCGAUUAACAGUUAUCAAUAAUCUCAUGGAGUAUCACCCGGAAUCAAGUACUCAAUUAGCAAUGGGAGUGGCAUUUGGAGCUGUACCACCAACACAGAAGGUUGAUGUAGACAUCGCCACGCGCAUAAAUGUUGUCGAUGAUGGUCCUGAUCGAAGUUUGCUGUUGGUGGAGACAGCUGAUCGUCCUGGUUUACUGGUGGAUCUUGUGAGGAUCAUAACUGACAUCAAUAUUGCUGUGGAUUCAGGAGAGUUUGACACUGAGGGUUUGCUGGCUAAGGCAAAAUUUCAUGUCAGCUACAAGAACAAAGCCAUCAUCAAGCCUCUCCAGCAGGUCCUCGCAAAUAGUCUGCGGUACUUCUUGAGACGUCCAUCGACUGAAGAGGGGAGUUUUUGAGCCAUUGUACCGCGUAGUACGAAUGGGAGAGUGUAAAUCAUUGAUCAUUCUGGUCGACAUUUAAUAUGUGUCCACCAUUUGUUACAUUCUACAGUCUACUCAAUCAUCAGUAUGAUAUGUCUGCAGAGUGUUAAACUAAAAAUGUAGAGGGAUAAGCUUCCAUUGAACUGCUACAGCAGUGAACUGUAACUUUAUGUAUCGAACUGUUCCUGAAUGAAUGCUGUUGUACACUAGGUCCAUACCCUUGGUUUUUAUCUGUCGUCAGUUGUAUUGGCCUGUAGGCUUGAAAUGUGAAUAUGCCAUAUCUGAUCCUA
Eucalyptus grandis is the source of this 1425-nucleotide messenger RNA. RefSeq names its product ACT domain-containing protein ACR11. Gene Ontology annotation, cellular component: chloroplast stroma; chloroplast thylakoid membrane. Lineage: Eukaryota; Viridiplantae; Streptophyta; Magnoliopsida; Myrtales; Myrtaceae. Bases 245 to 1111 code for a protein of 288 amino acids. The transcript is spliced from 10 exons. The record is from RefSeq and is a predicted model, not a curated record.